UUUAUGUUACCUUCAUCGCUAUAGAGCCAUAAAAUGAAUUUUUUGUGUGGAGCCACACAAAACUGCACCACGACGGUGUUUUUCUUUAAAACGAGCACAAGAAUAAAACUAAACGCAAAUAUUCGCCUCACUGGAAAGCAUUGCGCGUGCGCUAUCCUGCGCUAUUACCCAACACAACUCUUAAAAGACCCUCUCGCAGGAGAAUCACCUUUGCGCUUGCUCAGUUGCGGACUCCAGGACCUGAAGGCGGGUUCCAAAAAAAAGGAAAUGGUCAUUGCGCAUGCGCCGCUCUUUCUGCGGCUUAGGCCGGCUGCGCAGGCGCACAGGUACCAUUUUGACCGUAAACAUCCUGCCGAUUUGAACCGAGGAUUUGGGCGGCAGGAAGAGCCGCGGCAUAACGGCAGCCAUCUUGUUUGUUUGAGUGAAUCGGAAAGGAGGCACCGGCUGUGGCGGCGGCGGGAGCUGCCCCGAAGCUACACCUCGAAGGGUUCCCCCCCUUUCCCCGCCCCCUCCCCCAACCCUUUUCCCCUCCCCGGGCCACCCAGCCCGCCCAACUCCCAGCGGAUAGCAAGGUAA
Sapajus apella (tufted capuchin) is the source of this 576-nucleotide messenger RNA. RefSeq lists its product as uncharacterized. The coding region runs from base 34 to 576 and encodes 180 amino acids. Lineage: Eukaryota; Metazoa; Chordata; Mammalia; Primates; Cebidae. The record is from RefSeq and is a predicted model, not a curated record. The transcript has a single exon.